Mytilinidion resinicola is the source of this 1624-nucleotide messenger RNA. RefSeq names its product putative amino acid transporter. The record is from RefSeq and is a predicted model, not a curated record. The transcript has 3 exons. Gene Ontology annotation, cellular component: vacuolar membrane. NCBI's taxonomy places the organism in Eukaryota, Fungi, Ascomycota, Dothideomycetes, Mytilinidiales, Mytilinidiaceae. Bases 84 to 1523 code for a protein of 479 amino acids. Gene Ontology annotation, molecular function: amino acid transmembrane transporter activity. Gene Ontology annotation, biological process: amino acid transmembrane transport.
GAGGUCCUCCGCGGUUCUGGGUAAUCCAAUUCACUAUCUGACCGUCCAGCCAAUCAGCUCCCGUCCAGACCCCACCACCCACCAUGUCUGCGAUAUACCCCAACGACAAGGUGGACAACACCUACCCCGACGAGAAGCAGGAGCCCCAUCUGAGCUACGGCAACACGACCGACUCGGACGGCGAGCAUGUCUCCAUUACCGCACUGGUUGCGGAAGACCACAGUCAUGAUAUCAAGCUCCGAACCAUGUCAUGGCAGAAGGCCGCCUGGCUACUUGCCGGGGACCAAGUCUGCCUCGCCAUCAUGGCCCAGACAUGGUCGCUCUCCGUGCUAGGCUGGGUUCCUGGAAUAAUCACCAUGGUCGUCGCCGGUGUGCUCUUCUGGAUCACCUCCAUCACCAUGCACAAGUUCAUUAUGAAAUAUCCUCAGAUCACCAACAUCUGCGAUUUCGGAUACUAUAUUUGCGGAAAGAGCAGGAUUGCGUAUGAGUUCACGGGGUUCAUGUUGCUCGCGAACAACAUCAUCCUCAUCGGCUUCCACGUCCUCACCGGCGCCAAGGUCAUCAACACCCUCUCGGACCACUCACUAUGCACUGUCGUCUUUUCCGUGAUUGUGACCCUCAUGGGCAUAGUGAUGUCUAUCCCAAGGACCUUAAAGCACGUCUCUUUCAUGUCCAUCUUCUCAGCUGCCUGCAUGGGACUGGCUAUCCUCCUCUUUCUCAUCUUCUCCGGUAUUGAGUCUGCUCCUCUAUACGGAUACAACGGCGACUAUCCCACCCUUGGCCCUGUGAAGACAUACGCCUUCCCUCCCAAGGGCACGACAUGGGUCGACUGCAUGAACGCCGUCCUGAACAUCACUUUCCUCUGGGUCCCUCAAAUCCUCUUCCCCACCUUCAUCUCCGAGAUGGAGAAGCCCCAAGACUUCCCCAAGUCCCUCGCCGUCCUGACCGGCAUCUCCGCCUUCCUCUUCAUCGUGCCCCCAGCGAUCGGCUUCAGAUACCUAGGCCAGUACUCCACGGCUCCAGCCUUCGGCAGUCUGGGUGUCACCUCCUACAAGAAGGGCUCCUUCGCCUUCGUCAUCGUCCCCACCGUCAUCAUCGGCGUCAUCUACGCCAACGUUUCGGCCAAGUUCGUCUACUUCCGCAUCUUGGGCAAGUCAAGGCACGCGCACAGCAACACCGUGAUCGGGUGGGGCGUCUGGGUCGCAGUCAUGGCCGGCAUCUGGGGCAUCGCGUUCAUCUUCUCCGAGGUCGUGCCCAGCAUGGGCGACUUCCUGUCCCUUCUCGGCGCCGCCUUCGACUCCUUCUUCGGUUUCAUCUACUUCGCGAUCGCGUACUGGCAGCUGUACAAGGGGAAGCUGUUCCGCGGGGCUGGCAGGUCGGUCAUGACGAUUGUGCACAUCUUUGUGAUGUGCUGCGGGCUGUUCCUGCUUGGGCCCGGGCUGUACGCUGCUGUGAAGGCUAUCAUCGCGGAUUACUCGGGCAGCACGAGACCGGCGUUUAGCUGUGCUAAUCUGGCGAUUUAAGGGAGGGCGUUGGGUUAUAUCGCGAUUGAGAUAGAGUUGGCCUAAACCUUAGCUAUGAUACCAAAAUGCCGCGUAAAAGCGAGCGACAGAUUUGACUACCU